Molecule: messenger RNA, 1263 nt
Organism: Zalophus californianus (California sea lion)
Lineage: Eukaryota; Metazoa; Chordata; Mammalia; Carnivora; Otariidae
Gene: ADIG
Product: adipogenin
Biological process (GO): brown fat cell differentiation; white fat cell differentiation
Cellular component (GO): nucleus; cytoplasm; lipid droplet
Source: RefSeq, a predicted model, not a curated record
UGUUUUCCUGAGCCAACAGUGUUUCAGUGCUUGAUGCAACAUUUUUAAAUGGGGAGAUUUCACAUAAAAGUGCAGAUUUGGGCGGCUCUCUUGGGAAAGGAGAUGUGGCACUACCGGGCCUGCCUCUCCCACGCAGCAGUUAACUGCCCGAAGCUGCGACAGCUGCCUGCUUUGGACGCACCAACGUCCAUCCAGGUCACCACAGCCCCCGCCACUGCCACCAAGUGCAGAUGUGGGCACCUGUAGCCAGAAGGACAGGCCCGGGACCUGGCCGGCCCCUGAAGGAAUCUGUGACCUCAUACUUGAACAGCCACCUGGGGGCGAUGUUUGUCCCAUCAUUUAUUCUUCUAACUUUUAGCAGCUUGCUGAGGUAAGAAUUCUUUCCAUCUUACAAGAAGAUCCAAGGAGGUGUCCCAUGAACCCAUAGCAUUUUGGCAGGGAUUUGGACCCAGGCCUGCCUGCCUGGAAGCCUGGGCUUCUGUUCUUGGCCAAACUGUCUCACUGCCACUAGCUUCCACCCGCUGGUCCAAAAGCACUCGUCCAAAACAGCUCUCCCUUUGCCUGAAGGACACUGUGACUUCCUUGUUAUGUCACCCGCUCAGUCACGAUUGGGCCGAGAGCAGAGUGUGGCCCGGCCCACUGGGUCCCCACGGCAGCCCUGCCAGCCCAGCCCGGGCAGGCCUGGCUUAGCCACACAUGCACCAUGAAGUACCCCCUGGUGCCGCUGGUGAGCGACCUCACGUUUUCUUUCCUGGUGCUCUGGCUCUGCCUGCCCGUGAGCUUGCUGUUGUUCCUGUUGAUCGUCUGGCUCCGCUUCUUACUGAGCCAAGAUUCAGAGGAAAAUGACUCAGAUUUAUGCUUUGACUGGGAGCCCUGGAUCAAAGGCCCAGCCCAGUUUUGCUGGGAGGGGACACUCCAUAGCUAAAAGGAGGAGAGGCCCAGCUGGUGAGCCUGUUCAGCCAGGUGAUCUCCCAGGGUCCCUGGGGAGGAGCCUGAGCCUGUGAAGAUGGGAUAAGCAGGCACUUGGGGAGAAAUUGGCCGCCUGAACGCAGAGGAUGUCCUAGGACGGCUGGGCCAGAAGGUGUGAGUCCGUAUUAAAGAGACGAAGGGGUUCCUGUGCUCAGGAGACCCCUGAUAAACACACUGGGCCCAGGCAUUCAUUUAACAAGCUGUGGGCUCUGGGCCCAACCCCCGGCACUGACUCCAACCGUCCUUGACCAUCUUUGGGAAUGCCUGACUCUCUCCCACCCUUUCAAAGGGUUG